UCUCAAGGCUCGCAAAACAAUACGAAGGUUAUGAAUAGCAACAAAACCCGUAGCGCGAUAUACGUGCUGGUUAAUCACCGAUGUAAAACGGUUGAAAAAGCGAAGCACUUCGGCACAUAAAAGAAGUCCAGCAAUUUCCUCACAGCCAACGCACUGGAAUUCCUGUCCGCGUUGAAAUAUUUUACCUCGCCUGAUCGACGUGUCAUUUGCUAACGUAAAUGGUCAUCCCAAGGGCGGGAAGUUCUUCAAACGGGUGUUAUUUGUCAAAGACAAUGCGAAUUAUCGUGCUCUUUACACUCUGCUUCUCGUGGAGUUACGCAAAACGAUCAGAAACAUUGUACAAAGGAAAAACGAAGUUGAAAAAGCUACCAACAAUUCGCCUUCAUGAACAAGCCGGUUCAUCGGUGACACUGGAAUGUCCAAUCAGACCCUCAGUCCAGAGGAUGUACCGUUACCUAAGUCGCAUUAAGACCGGCAAACAACUGGAACGUGCUAAAUUACAGAUGGUACCUUUACUUGGGGUCAGAUACAGAUGGUACAAGGAUGGUAAGCCAAUAAGGCACCAUAGAUCGGCGUGGUCAAUGAAAUUACAAGAUUUGAAGUUAGAAGAUGCGGGGGAAUACACGUGUAAGGUCACCAUGCCUAGACGUACCAGAAGCCGAAAUUUUGUCCUACGAAUUACCACGCCAUUAGGAAGUGGACGACCAAUUCUAGAGUCAGAAUCGAGGAAUAUUUCUGUAAGAGUUGGCCAAAGUACGGACAUACGAUGUGUUAGUGGAAACACACGUCAUCGACCGAAAAUCACUUGGCUGAAAUGGAGGAAAGGACAAACACCUGAGAUAACAAAAAACUUUAUAAAAACCCUGAGCUUGACACAGCCUGGGAAAGAUUAUGAAAUCAUAAAUCGAAAACAGAGCGGGAAAGCUGUUUCGUCUACGGUGCGUGCAAAUGUAAGACAUGGACAAAAAAAUAAAUCAUACGAAUUUAUACUCACGUUGGAAAACGCGAAGAUAGAAGACUCGGGGUUGUAUUUAUGUCUUGUCAAAAAUAAAUAUGGAAGCGACUGGAGGAAGUUGAAUGUCCAAGUCAGCUCUAUGAAAGGCGUGGCUCCUUACCCGACAAAUCAAAAACAGCGCAGGCGCUACAUGGUCUACCCAACAUUCUCUCCUGCACGUCUGAACUGCUACGUCACGGGAGAUCAGCCGCUGACCUACCAGUGGUUCAAAAAUGGAAAAAAGUUCACGCAUAGGAAACUGGGCGGAAAGGUGAAUUCCACGACUUCGGUUCUGCGCAUGCGAAACUUGCUACCCUCGGACUCAGGUCGCUACACCUGCCGCGCAUCAAACCCGUAUGGCGAAUACAGUCACAAUAUCAAGUUGGAGGUUGUGACUCGCAUUCUUUCAGCCCCAAUUCUUCUGAAAACCCACCCGAAAAACAUCACUUCGACGCCGGGAAAAAAUGUCACAUUCGAGUGUAUUGAACUCCUAAGCAAUCCUAUGCCAGACUACAGAUGGUACAAGUGGCACACAGUCCCUGACACGUAUCCUCGCUUGAAUUUUGACAACACGUCACAGUUCACGGAGAUUGACCCAAUCCACUACACACCAAUGCAAGUGAACGUUCACAAUACUAAUCGCUAUGCUGGAAAAUUGACGCUAAAAAACAUCACCGAAGAUGACUUCGGAUUGUACUCGUGUGUUCUUCGGAAUCAGUUCGGAAUGGAUUACUCAAGCGCAUUUCUUCACAGGAAACCAAACGAAGGCCCGAAAUUUGUGUCCUCGAAAGCUCGUCCUACUGUGAUUAAAAUACCGCAGACAGCGCCAUUAAAGCUGAAUUGUGAUGCAACGGGAGACCCUAAACCUAGCAUUAUGUGGUUUCGAAAUGGUGAGCUACUUUCGCCAACACAAAACUUGGUUUUAUCGAGCUACACGCUGACACUGCGCAAAAUAUUGCCUCGACAUAGCGGAAAUUAUACAUGUCACGUGAAAAACACAUGGGGAAAUAUCAGCCACACUUUUGAAGUACAGAUCAAAGAAUUGCUCUUUACUCGUCCAAUUAUUCUCCCAUCGAGAAAGAAAGUCCUUCAUUCUGGCGAAAGAUACGAACUCAAAUGUACCAUUGUCUCCAGAGAGCCGCUUGCGCCAAGUCUGACCAUGGACCUGGACACUAAACUGGGAGCCCAGGAGAGUCUCAAGGGCAAAGCAAAACUUGUCAAACUUGAUAAACGUGUUUAUCAAUUUAGCUACGUUAUCAGGAAUGCGACUCGCAAAGACAGCGGAAAUUACACGUGCGUUGCGAGAAAUUCAAUUGGGAAAUCCCAAAGGAAAUUUCAAAUCCACGUGGAAGCUUAAAGCUAGCGGGUAGCUACGUUUAAACCUGGACCAAACCACACGUGUAUUCUGGGUAAAAGCAUGCGUCUAGUCCUUCCCAUAAUUCAUAACAAUACGAAAAAACGAUGGGUUUACAAGAACGCAAACGAAAAAACGGAUAUUUCCGUUAGAAUAUAUGAAUGGAAUGUAUUAUAAGUUUUAGUCUAAAUAUACACGAGAUUCUUUUAAAAUUAUGUUUAGAUCAAAUCAUGAACCACUAAAUUCUUUAAUAUUUAUGAUAAUUAAAGUUAUAAAUACGAGCGUUGAAAUCGACAGCAAAAUGCUGAACAUAGUAAAAUAUAUAGGAAAGUCUUGCAGAGGAUCUCAUUUCGUGCUAAAUCAACACAAAAACUGAAGAUUUUCGACUCAAUUUAUUCUGAUAGACAGCGUUAUUUAGCGGAUGCUGGUUUUCUAAAUCACCUGUAGUGUUGUGUAUAUAUUGAUUAUAUUCGUGAAGUACACUUCCUUUCAAUGUCAGGCUAGUUUUUUGAUUUUUCAACGAUUAAAACGAAUCACUAUCCAUUAGUCAGUGCUGUCUACAUAACCUUCGUACAACUGACCCACAAUUCGUUGAUUUUGCCAAAAUGAAUUGAGGAAAUCAAGCAGGACUUGUAUCACUCAGUGGUUUAAUUGUACAGAACUCAUAAAACUUUUAUACCAGUCCUAUUCUUGAAAAAUAAGUCAAACGACGUUGAAUUCAUGGACAUUCAUCUUAUGUGUUUAAAAUACCAGUUAUAGUGAAUCUGUCUCAGAACAAUAUUGUACAACUAGUUAUAUUAACUAUAUAUAACCAUUACCACAGAUAAUAUCAUAUAUAGUGUAGCUUUUUAACAUGCGUAUUUAUCGAAAAAGUAAUAUUUAAGCAAAAAAAUUCUCAUGGCAUGUUUAGUAUUUAGUCCUCUGGGAAGGGUGUUGAAAGUAAAAAAGUGAUUGUCUCAAACGAUUUUGCAACAUCGUGAUCGGAUGGCGCCGUCACAAAUCGUAACGUUUACAGUAAUUUGCAUAUAUUGCGCCAUUGACCUCAAAUUUCAAUUUUCGGAUACCCACAAGCCUAGUUGCCAUUGUUCUGAUCGGAAAAAAAACAUAAAAACAUAUUGAAUGCAGCAAAUGUAUGAAAGAUUCGUAAUCUUUUGAGUGUUUUUAACGCGUUCCUACCAUUUUUCCCAUUGAAAGCAUUCAUACAGCUCACAUCAUUAUCUUGUAUUGAAAUAGUACUUUUUGUAGCCAUUUGAACUCUAUUUACAUGCAGUUGGCUUUCACGUUAUCCGAAGGUACAAACGCAAACAACUAGCUGUUCUGAGUUUGAAUGUUUACAAAACAUUAGGCAAAGAUCAGAGCUUAAAAAGCGAAAACGACAAGCUUGUUUCAAGCUGCAAAGUCUACAAAGACUCGAGCAGACAGCAAAAAUACAAGUUUUACUUUCGAUUACUUUCAAUGCCCUCCUUUCCAAACAAGGUAGACGUUUGUAUAAGGACAUUUUUAAGUGUCAAUAAUCACCAUGUGAGAAUCUAACAUAUGUAAUUGAGAUAAAAUGCAUGAAACACUGUAACUACUGAAAAUAAUUGUACUUGUAAUUUAGAGAUAAUAUAGUAAA
Dendronephthya gigantea is the source of this 3963-nucleotide messenger RNA. RefSeq names its product hemicentin-1-like. Bases 219 to 2351 code for a protein of 710 amino acids. Lineage: Eukaryota; Metazoa; Cnidaria; Anthozoa; Malacalcyonacea; Nephtheidae. The record is from RefSeq and is a predicted model, not a curated record. The transcript has 8 exons.